Podospora bellae-mahoneyi is the source of this 4552-nucleotide messenger RNA. RefSeq lists its product as uncharacterized. The record is from RefSeq and is a predicted model, not a curated record. NCBI's taxonomy places the organism in Eukaryota, Fungi, Ascomycota, Sordariomycetes, Sordariales, Podosporaceae. The transcript has 6 exons. The coding region runs from base 3974 to 4345 and encodes 123 amino acids.
GCCAUACUGUAUAUAAAACCGUCGGAGGGUCUAUAGACGCGCGAGAUAAACCUGGGGUAUCUUUAUCAAGAUUCAAAAAGAGAAAAGAAACGGAAGAAAAAACCAACCGCUACCAUGCUCCUUUGUCCCAAUGUCCAACACCGCCACUUCCCAUCGUCAUCAGCCAUUAACAAUACUCUUCUUCCUCCUUUGCCAAAUCGCUCACCUCCUAAAAAAGACCAAAAACGCCGUUUCAUGAUAUACACAAACACCUCCUCAACCCCAUCAUACAUCAUCCUCCAAAAACCUCCUCAUCAACAAAUUAAACCUCGUAUCCCUGCCCCGCACCACCUCGGGCGUCAACUCCCUCAAAUACCUCUCCCAGGCCAUCUGACUCCAGGCAUGAUACGCCAGCUGGUUCGUAAACAAGCUGCCCCCAUGCCUCUCAAUCUCGCCCUCCCAGUACUUUGCCUUUUCCUUGUCCAACCUCUCAUGCAUCCAGUCAAUAUGCCUCCACGUCCAUGUCGGCCAGAAAAACGCAUCGGGCGCCAGGGCGCAAACCUCGCUUGGGUGCUCCUCGGCGAGCUCCUUUGGCAGAAUCACAGAGUGGUAAUUCCAUUCCUUGGAGAGGUCGGUGUUGUUAUAGGAUUCUAGCCAUCUGGUGAGGAAAGUCGAGUUGGGCCGGGCGGCGAUGACGGCGUUGCAGAGACCCCAGCGGUUUCCGCCUUCUGCGCCGAGGAUUACAUCAUGGGGUGAGGGGUUGGCGAGGAUGUGGUCAAAGGGACGGAGGGCAAAGGCGUCGAUGUCAAGGUAGAUGCCUCCGUCUGUCAGGAGGGCUUUGAGGCGCAAUGUGUCCGAGACGUGAGCGUAGUGGUCGGAUGAGGAGGUGGGUGGGUGGUGGAUUAACGUGAUGUCUUUUGACAACCGACGAAUCCAAGGAUUGGUUAAUGGGUCGGCGUUGGGGUCCGGCGAGGGUGGUUCGGAGAGCUGAGGAAAUCAAAGUGACCUGCGCCGGGGUUGUACAGUGGGUUCUUCAGCCCGUAGUUGAAGUGGACAAUGUUUGGUAUUGGUUCGGAAUCGUCGGUGGUAUGGUGGUUGUGAUGGUGUUCAAACGAGGAAGACUGGCCGUUGAGGCAUGCCAGCUCGGCUUCGGUCGGGACGAAGGCUUGCUCGAUCCAUUUCUGACCCGAAAAUGGGUUGGUCUGUCUCACAUGGUCCCCGAAUCGGUAGAGGUAGGGCGCGGAUAUGUAGAUGACUAUGCAGCCGUAGACGAUAGCGACGAGACGGUAGGCAUUGCGCGACACGAUCAUCUUCUCGGUUCUUGGAUCGCGUCGUCGAUGUUAGAGGUCGUCGAGUGAGGAAUUGGUCGGAGCCGCAAAAACGUUAUGUUGGCGGCGGUGGCAGCUUUUUGCAACCCCGACGUUCGAAUGGUUGGGAAGGUCAAAGCCGAGACCGAAGAAAAUAUUAGGUAUGAGGAAUACAGGGGGGGGGAAGCUGAGGUGUCAGGCAAGGCUAAAAGGGGCUAGGUCAUGUCUCGUGGUGGGCUGUUUGUUGCAACCGCAUGUGCCGAAGUGAAGAACAGGAGGAGUCGAUGAUGCUGUAGGUUGAAAGUUUGGAUGUUGUCGGGACUUGGUUGGAGUGGGAAUGGUGGAGGCCUGGAGGGGCAAGGUUUUAUUGAUUCUGGCCAUUCGCCAAUUCUUCGCGAAAGCACUUCUUCUUCAGACAGCCAGGAGGUGGUCAAGUUUUCUGGGCAAGGCAUCGCAAGGCACAAGGCAAAGCUCCCGUCAUCUGUGACAGCAAGAGCUGGGGCCAAGUACCUUGGUACCCAGUCCGAGCUUGAACCAGGAACCAAUGCAAGCCCAAGUAAGCCCCCGGCAGGCUGGACCCACCAACUCCCUUCCCCGCCAAUCCCGUCAAAAGAACAAGGCUUGGCGCUGUGCGGUGUAAGGCGCGGGCGGCGGCCCACUCCUCGAGCCUGCAUCUCGAUGCCCAAAACAGCAACACAAGAAUGCGGUGCUGUCAUCCAAACUGUUUCAUCGCCCAGGAUUUCUUCUAGAUCUUUUUUUUUCAAGAGUCAUUGGCGUCUCAAAACAAAACACCACGGCAGCCAGCCUGGGCUGUCGACUCUCCACCGUCACUCCAAGCCCCAUGUGGCAUCGAGUACAACCUGGAACUAAAUAUCGCACGAGUGCGAGUGUCGUUUGGUCCGUGGCUCGGAGAUAUUGGACCGGCUAAACAGGAAAUAGACCAUAGCCAAGAGCGGCUGGAAAUCGGCAUACUACAGCACGUCGGACAGUGACAUUCUGCCUCGGUAGUACAACGACACCACCAGAACUGGGACUAUGCAUUGCGUGCUGCGCAGUUGGGUCGCUGAGAGCGUGGCUAUGCUCUUGUGCUGUUCUGAUGCAGCAACUCGUACGGCUGAAGCCAGUAUAGCCUCCUAGCGUAGCAACAGUGCUAUGUAACUCGCGCAUUACAAAAGGACCUCGAGAGUCGUGUGAUGUCUGAAGAUCUCUUGUCGGAUUGGGAUUGGGAUUGGGAUGCGUGUGAUGCGAGUGUGCAGAGUAUUGAUAGGUAGAGCCCAGAGAUGUGACGUGCCGGGAUGCCGAACCCCGCCUCCAACACCACCUUGGGAGAAAUAUUGAGUGUUGGGCGAAGAACAAAAAGAAAAUUGGAUAGAAUGUUGGUGGGUUUUCCUGUUGCCUGCUGUCUUAUAGCUUGAGGUUACGCGGCAGGCUACGUAACGCAGACUUGUGUCUGCUGGCACACAUUUUCACAUCUCACGGCCGUUGAAACACUGACACGCUUAGUGAUCGAAAUCUGCACCCUGGCCAUCUGCACGGAAAGCUGCCACCCUCGAAUUCGCGUGGGGGAUAUGACUGAAACAGACAUUCGGCAGUUUUGAAUUUGAUAUUAAUCAGAGUUGUGAUCAAAAUAUGCAUCUCCUCCGCAUCAUGCCAAGCUCGGACACUGAAGCUCUGAUCGAGCUCUGAAUAGCUUCAACCGCCAAGUACCACCCUAAAUGCGGGGUGACCAAACGGCGUUGUGGCUGGCCGCUCCCGAAGGUGGGUGGUGGGUCCGAUCUCCACAGCGGUUGACCCACGCGUCAUGGCGUGCAUUCCCAACUCACAAGUUGACAGACGCAGGGAAAGUCAAAGUUGGAAAAAACAAACAACUCAAUCUCCUUCUUCCUACGAUUUUUGGAAAUUUUGGGUCACCCGCCAUCGAGUUUCGUCUUGACAACCUCAAGAUGCUCAUGAACGUCACCACUUCAGUUUAGGCGGCCUCAACGUCCUGUACCACGAAGCCAGUCCACCAUGGUCGAUUGAACGCCCGCCCGGAAUGCUGCAACUGGCCCAGAGAGUCGGGCAGAGCCUGGACUCUUGAUCCUGUCUCUCUCUCGGCGGGGGCGCUGUCUCGUCGAUCGCCACGUGUUUCUGCUCCUUGGAACAAUAUCGUCAGCAGACCUCUCUCCAUCUUCCUCUUCAGCAGGCGCGCGGCAAUGCCGAGCAGCACUCGAGCAGCAGCACAGCAUCCGGCAGGCGGGCGAGAUCCACUGGUUUGGACAGCUUAACCCAGGGCGGCUCUCUUUGUUUAUGCCCUAAUCAGCAAAGCCGGCGCUCUAAACACACGAUGGAAGCCCAGUGGUACUGUCUGACCCCUGAACGCUGGAGAUUGGAGGUUGGAGAGAUUGCUGGGUCGGUACGGAGUAGCGGUUGCGGCAGAAAACACAAAAAAAUGAUAAUGGAGGUGUGAGUGGUGUGUGGUGUUCUGCUUGCUCACCCACCGCACCCCAACCCCGUUGUUUUUGUGCCGCCCACCUUUUGUUUUCCUUGCGACAUUUCGACUUUUGGCCCUUCCUAUCGUUUGCCCUAGACAAGUCUCUAUCUCCUCUUUUACGCCAUUUUGCUUCAUUCGCUGCGCUGCGCAAGUUCGUCGCGUUUUUGCUGUCCAAUUUUCCACAUAAUCACAGGUUAAUUCCACAUUAUCAGCCAUGGCUCGUGAAGGAACCCGUUCGUCCACCGGCAACUCCAAGCCGCGUGUCUUUCAGACUGUCGACACCGCUCCUGCCGUGAAGAGGACCACCAAGCCCAAGGCUGCGAAGGGGGAGACCAAGGGCGCCAAACCCACCGGUGUAACCAAGAAGAAGGCCGCCCCCAAGAAGGAGACCGUUGCGAAGAAGGCCAAGGCUGCUAUCAAGAAGGCCGCGCCCAAGAAGGCAGCCGAGAAGGCGGAAAAGACGGAGAAGGCCGACAAGCCCGAGAAGGCUGAGAAGGCUGAAAAGGCCGAGAAGGUUGAGAAGGUCGAGAAAGCUGAGAAGCCCAAGACAACAACCAAGAAGAAGGAGGCUGCUGCUGCCAAAUAAACGGUAAACCGGCGUGUCCCAUCUCUCUUCCUCUUCCCCGUGCAAAGCUACAUCAACACACGGGAACUCUUCAGUGCACAUUCUUUGGAUGUCAGGGUCUCUUAUCUUUCCCGAGUAUUUAAUCCCCUUGCCUCUAUAUAUAGUAACUGGCUUUUUCUCUGUGUGUAAGGAGCGUCUUGGUUAUAUAUUUCGGUUCUUUUUCAUUUG